This is a messenger RNA of Asparagus officinalis (garden asparagus), 876 nucleotides long. Its product is annotated as bet1-like SNARE 1-1. Bases 22 to 528 code for a protein of 168 amino acids. Lineage: Eukaryota; Viridiplantae; Streptophyta; Magnoliopsida; Asparagales; Asparagaceae. The record is from RefSeq and is a predicted model, not a curated record. The transcript is spliced from 6 exons.
GGCCCACGGCCCAACCCAUCCAUGAAACUCAACCGCCCUUUUAAUGCUUCCCCUCCUCCUCCUCCUUCGGAUCUGUAUCUGACAGACCUCAAGCCGUACUCACUCACACUCUCGGACGUCGGAUCCCAACCCAAGUUCACCCCCUUCCGUAACUCUUGUGGAGGCAUGAAUUCGAGAAGGGACUAUCGCAGCAAUAGAACUGCUCUAUUUGAUGGAAUUGAGGAAGGUGGUACCCGGGCCUACUCUUCUCAUGAAAUUGAUGAGCAUGAAAAUGAGAGAGCUAUUGAUGGCCUGCAAGAUAGAGUGAACAUUCUUAAAAGAUUGACUGGUGAUAUACAUGAGGAGGUUGACAGCCAUAACCGUGUGCUUGAUCGAAUGGGUAAUGAUAUGGAUGCAUCAAGGGGUGUCCUUUCUGGCACUAUGGACCGAUUCAAGAUGGUGUUUGAGACCAAAUCCACUCGUAGAAUGGCUACUCUCGUGGCAUCUUUUGUGGCUCUUUUUUUGUUCAUAUAUUACCUGACCAAGUAGCAAUAUCUCUUAUUUUGCUGCUACCGCUUGAUGUCCUGAAGUCUGCUUUGGAUCUGUUGGAACAGUGUCAUCUUGUAUCAUAACCUCCUUACAAAGUGAAAGCUCGAAAGCUACAAGAUCUAAGAUGCCUAGAUAUCCUGUUAAGUGAAUUUGAAUUUGUGUCUUCUGAACUGAUGUCCUUGUCUGGCCCUGAUCUUUACGAGAACAAUAAUUCUCUGCUCAUGUUUGCACGGGUUCAAGUCUAGUCAUUUGUUUAAAUCCUCUAUUGAUGACAUCUAUGUGAAACUUUUGGCGCACACGCUAGUUUUUUUUUUUUGGUGGAUGAAUUUGUAAUUACCCUUUGCUGCU